Mytilus trossulus (common blue mussel) is the source of this 767-nucleotide messenger RNA. RefSeq lists its product as uncharacterized. The record is from RefSeq and is a predicted model, not a curated record. Lineage: Eukaryota; Metazoa; Mollusca; Bivalvia; Mytilida; Mytilidae. The transcript has 3 exons. The coding region runs from base 244 to 705 and encodes 153 amino acids.
CGUACAGCAUACACGCAGCAUUCAGCUAUUUGACGAGAAAUUGACUGAUGAUCUCUGUUUUCUUAUCACCCAGUGCCAAAUAUUUCAUGCAUAUUCAAGAUGAGAACAAAUCAACAAUUGGUACAACUGGGAGGUUCUGCGGGACAACGCGUAUAUUUAGGCCUGAAUGAAAAAUGUUGUUAGAUAGGACAAUUGAUUUUGACCUGCUUCGGAUUACUUACAGAUCGCUCAAUAGUUGCUACGAUGCAAAGAGUUUGUCAGUCUUGCUACAUGCACUACCUUGGUACUGCUGGAUGUUCCUGUGUGUGCGCCAUACUCCUGCUGGUGGCCUGCUUGGUUGGAUUUUGUGGCUGUAGUCGGGAGUAUAGUAAACCUGUUGUCCAGAACUUAGGGGGAUUAGGAAUGACAGCAGGGAUCUUCGGAACGAUUGGAUUUCUAUGGUAUUAUCUGUAUUUCUUCAAAGGAUUUUUCAACAAUGGAGUGAUCCUAUUUUCUUCCUUCGGAAAUCCAGGCUGGUCAUUUUAUUUGUGUGCAGUGGCAAGUGGGUUGUCCUUAGUCAUGUCAAUCACGCUGAUUGUAGUCGGAUGCAACAUGCCCACAUCCAAUGGCGCCAUAAUGCCACAACAACCUGCUGUGAUAACUAUGCAGAACCAACAACAAUCGUACCCACAGCCAUCAGCACCACCACAACAACACAUGUACUAGUGACAUGACUAUAAUACAUCAUUACCGUCCAAAUCUUCUGUGGUUUAUCUGUAUGAAGUGAU